Molecule: messenger RNA, 1161 nt
Organism: Acanthosepion pharaonis
Lineage: Eukaryota; Metazoa; Mollusca; Cephalopoda; Sepiida; Sepiidae
Source: the annotation of a GenBank genome assembly
AUGAAUACGUUUUUCUGUCCCUUUCAGACUUCCAUAUUUUUCUUUCCCAUCCCCACCACUCCCAUGAUAAAAGUAAAGUGGAACGUUGUCAAAACAAAACGUGACCAAGAAAUUAGUUGGAACAAGAUGGAAAAUUCACAGUGGUUUCUCAUCGUUCCUGUAGUAAUCUUUUCCAGUUUUUUUCACGUUUCUUUGGCAGUGUCUACAGAUGCUCUGGUGCUCAAGCCAUUAAAUGGAACAGCAUUUGCUGAGAUUGGUAAAAGCUUCAGCUUUCAAUGCUUGUUUAAAAAGAUUGGAUAUCUCACAUGGUUUCACUAUAGCAUUGUGUUGGCCACAUGUGAGAAUUGUCAAUCACCUUGUGAAGUGAACAGGAAAAACAAUCCAUGGGAGAACAAUGUUAAGGUGACAUGUGACCGCAAAAACAUGAGGUCUAUUCUGACCAUUUUCAACCUGACGAGGCUUGACCACACUGACUAUAUCACAUGUCAGACAAAUGGAAAAUACAUCAAGAAAAAUCUUUUAGUAGGAAGGUACAGCAAAAAGCUCCAUCCCCAAAACUACUCUCAGGUACCUGUAAUUCAUCAAGAUUUUUCUUUAGUUUGUAACAUGGAUAAUUCCACUUUCCCAAUUGCAAAGUGGUUCAAUCAACAAGGGCAGAUAAUUGCAUAUUUUAUCAGAUGCUUUGCUGUACAUGAAGGAAGCAUUAAUCCUAAAUACGUAUCACCAGCAUCUGGCAGAAACUUGACAUGCAAUAGAAAAGACAACACAUCAACUCUCACAAUAAGCCCAGUAGAGAUGAGCCUUGAUGGCACUUCUGUUGGGUGUUUUGUUGAAAGCCGUGGGAAUUUAUACCUCUACACAUUUACAGUCCAUGUUCCUGUGGAGACAGUUGAAAUACAACCAUUUAAUAACACAGACUUGUUUGAGGGAACAGAGAAGAGCUUUGUAUCAGGGAAGUUCUUCAAAUCAAAAUCAGUUCUGAAACUGACCCUGCACCGAUCUUUCAAGACCAUCCUAUGUAAAGCUACAGUUGCAAAUCUGCCAUGGGUAGAAUCAGCAAAUAUGGAACUGGAUGUUACACCAGAUAACAAGGCAUACAUCAUCAUCAUUACUUGUUUGCUGUUGAAUGAAAAGACAAAGAAAUUAGAUGUACAAAUGUGA